Messenger RNA from Rangifer tarandus platyrhynchus (Svalbard reindeer), 429 nucleotides. Lineage: Eukaryota; Metazoa; Chordata; Mammalia; Artiodactyla; Cervidae. The record is from the annotation of a GenBank genome assembly.
AUGGCCACCAAGAUCGACAAAGAGGCUUGCCGGACGGCGUACAACCUGGUGCGCGACGACAGCUCGGCCGUCAUCUGGGUGACUUUUAAAUAUGACGGCUCCACCAUCGUCCCCGGCGAGCAGGGAGCAGAAUAUCAGGACUUCAUCCAACAGUGCACAGAUGAUGUCCGACUGUUUGCUUUUGUGCGCUUCACCACUGGGGAUGCGAUGAGCAAGAGGUCCAAGUUCGCCCUCAUCACAUGGAUCGGCGAGAAUGUCAGCGGGCUGCAGCGUGCUAAGACCGGCACCGACAAGACCCUGGUGAAGGAGGUGGUGCAGAAUUUCGCCAAAGAGUUUGUGAUCAGCGAUCGGAAGGAGUUAGAGGAAGAUUUCAUCAAGAAUGAGCUCAAGAAGGCGGGAGGAGCCAAUUACGACGCCCAGACGGAGUAA